CAACAACAGCAACAGCAGCAGCAGCUACAGCAACAGCAGCGAGAGCAACAGCAGCGAGAACAACAGCAGCGAGAGCAACAGCAGCGAGAACAACAGCAGCGAGAACAACAGCAGCAGGAACAGCAAGAGCUGCUGCUGCACCAACAGAAACAGCAGGAGUUGCAAAAGCAAAAGCAGCAGCAAGAGCAGCAUCAAGAUCUGAACAACAAAAAUACCCAAAUUCAGCAAGCUGCUGCUGCAAUUCAAAAAAGACAAGAGGAGACUACGGAAUCGAUUCUGUUGCGAAAAAUGCAAGAGAGUAAAUACGAAGAGCUUCAACAAAAAGUAGAGAUGAUGGAGAAACAGCUGGUAUUAGAUCGUGAACAGUUUAGUAAGAUGGAAAACGAGUUGAUACUGAACCGUCAUGAGAUGAUGCAAACCUUGAUUAACACAAAGGAGCAGCUGAAUAAUGUCCUGAAAUCCAGGGAGGAGAGUAAAGCUAGAGAGCUGCAAUAUCAACAACAGUUAAAGAAACAGCAACUGCAACAAUUGCAACAAGUGACGCUGCAACACCAGCAAGAUGAAAUACAACACCAUGGAGCGGAAGAGGUGUAUGAAAAUGAAGAUUCAUCCGACUCCGACUAUUAUCCUCCUCCUCCUCCGCUUUUGCAACAUAAAAAAUCACAGCAGUCUUUGGAUGAUCAGCAUGAAAACGCUUAUCGAAGAAUGGCAAAGAGUAAAUCUCAAGAGUAUCUUAAACAACAACAUAGUAGAAGCUCUUCCACCUCUAUUCAAAACAGUCAGUACUAUCCACAUUAUGCGGAUGAAGACAGAAGAUCACUCUCUCGCCAUAAUAGUAGUACAAGUAACCGAAGUAACAAACUCGAUCCAAGUCCGUCCAACACGCUUGUAACAAACUCAUUCCCCCAACAUCGAAGGAUGAAUAAUCGACCACGAGCUAGAUCGAUAGAGGCAGGGAGAUGGCAUGAAGAGCAACAGCCAGUUAUUUACGAUGAAGCUGAUAUGCAGCCCUAUCAAACCAGGCCCAGAAGAAGCAGAUCUGUAGGCAGGCGACCUAGAUCUAGAGGGUCUGUGGUAUUUUACGAAGACAUACCGGACGAUGUGUAUUAUAACAAUCCCAGAUAUUAUAAUCAGCAAGAUGCUUAUAGCGAGGGCUAUUAUGUGCAGCCACAGACACCUCAACAGUAUUACUACAAUCAGUAUCAUUCUCAGCAAGCACCUCCUUUUAGACAAGCACUCCCACGAUACCCUUCUAAUAACAGUUCAAGACGUUAUGGGAGUUAUCAUCACCAGCAACUAUAAUACUAAUAAAAAAGUUCAACCAACAGCCAUGUUCCACAUGUUGCCAUUUUAGCCGAAAUGUGAUCUUUUUUUAUGAUCACCUUAUAAAGGUAUAAUCCCCGAGUCUUUUUCUAUUUUUGGGACUUUUUUAUUCUUGGGGGAUGAUUUGUUCUAU
Mucor mucedo is the source of this 1456-nucleotide messenger RNA. RefSeq lists its product as uncharacterized. The transcript has a single exon. The record is from RefSeq and is a predicted model, not a curated record. NCBI's taxonomy places the organism in Eukaryota, Fungi, Mucoromycota, Mucoromycetes, Mucorales, Mucoraceae. Bases 289 to 1302 code for a protein of 337 amino acids.